Vicia faba (fava bean) is the source of this 618-nucleotide messenger RNA. NCBI's taxonomy places the organism in Eukaryota, Viridiplantae, Streptophyta, Magnoliopsida, Fabales, Fabaceae. The record is from the annotation of a GenBank genome assembly.
AUGGGAAACACAGAAAAGCUUCUGAAUCAAAUCAUGGAAUUGAAAUUCACCUCGAAAUCGCUUCAACGCCAAGCAAGAAAGUGCGAAAAGGAAGAGAAAUCAGAGAAACUCAAAGUAAAGAAAGCAAUCGAAAAAGGAAACAUGGACGGCGCACGGAUCUAUGCCGAAAACGCGAUCCGAAAACGAACGGAGCAGAUGAACUACCUCCGAUUAUCCUCCCGACUCGACGCCGUCAGCGCUCGUCUCGAUACGCAGGCGAAGAUGUCGACGAUCAGCAAAUCGAUGGGGAACAUCGUGAAAUCGUUGGAAUCUUCUCUCGCUACCGGAAAUUUACAGAAGAUGUCGGAGACGAUGGAUCAGUUCGAGAAACAGUUUGUGAACAUGGAGGUGCAGGCGGAGUUUAUGGAGAGUGCUAUGGCUGGAUCCACCUCGCUUUCCACGCCGGAAGGUGAGGUUAACAGUUUGAUGCAACAGGUUGCUGAUGAUUAUGGACUUGAGGUGUCGGUUGGGCUUCCUCAGCCUGCUGCUCAUGCUGUUCCGCUUAAGGAGAAGGAUGCUGAGAAGGUUGAUGAGGAUGAUUUGUCGAGGCGGCUCGCCGAGCUUAAAGCUAGAGGUUAA